UCUCUCUAUAGAGUAUAGACUAUAGACUAUAGAGGUCUUCCCCACACACAAAACUCACGCGCUCUCUCUCCCUCUCUUCGCGUCUCCGGCGGAUGACAUUCUGCUCCGGCGCUUCAUGGCUAAAACACGGGCCACUCGUAGAACCCUAGAUUCCUACACCGUCAAGUCCAUCAGCAAAACUAUCAAAGCCGGUGACUGCGUGCUGAUGCGGCCAUCGGAAUCUUCGAAGCCCUCUUACGUCGCCCGAGUUGAGAAGAUCGAGUCUGAUAGCAGGGGGGCCAACGUGAAAGUUCACGUCCGCUGGUACUACCGUCCGGAAGAGUCGAUCGGUGGCCGGCGGCAGUUCCAUGGCUCCAAGGAGGUCUUCCUCUCCGACCACUAUGAUAUACAGAGCGCCGACACCAUAGAAGCUAAGUGUACGGUCCACAGCUUCAAGAGCUACACCAAGCUCGACGCUGUUGGUAAUGAAGACUUCUUUUGCCGAUUCGAGUACAAUUCCUCUACCGGAGCCUUCAAUCCCGAUAGAGUUGCCGUGUACUGUAAAUGUGAGAUGCCUUAUAAUCCAGAUGACCUCAUGGUUCAGUGUGAUGGCUGCAGUGAUUGGUUGUAUACAGAAUAUGUCAAGUCCCAUGGAGCCUAAGAAUAUUUUAGAAGUAGGAUAUAUGUGAAUUGGCUUUAUUAAUUUUGUUCUGUUGCCUUCAGUACCAAGUUAUUCAAUCGAUUACCUUUUUGAGAUGCCUACUUAAGGUACGGAAGUGCAUCAAAAUGACCUUAGGCCAACAUCCUUGCAACUUGCAAGUAGUAAUGUAGGAGCCACAUAGGUCAUUCUUAAUUGGGAACAGAAGCUUUUGGUUAUAGAUAGGGAUUGUUUGCGGACUAGCCCAUAGUGUUAGCUGGUAGCUGCUGAUUAUAUUUGUUUAAAUAUAUUUUGGUAGAAUUAUCUGUUAGUUAUUACUUAUUAGCCAUUAGUGGGUUGAAUAUGUAAACCGACACACACACGCAUAUUUAUAUAACGGAGUAUAAAUGUAGAGUAUAUCUAAUAUAUAUUUAAUAUUAGAUUAUUAUAUAUAAAAUACAGAUAUGUUAUAUUAUGCAAUAACAAUAAUAAAGGGUAGGGUUGUCAAAAAAGCUCAUUUAAUUAGCUUUUUGGGGUAAAAUAGCUAAUUCAGAAUGUUAUUUACUAAACACUCAAAUUAGCUUUUUGUCUUGGUCACACAACUAAAAGCUCUCUAAAAACAUAGUCACCAAACAGCCCCGUAGGUAUCCACCUCUAUUCUGUAUCUAUUAUUUCCCUCUAACUUGUGCUCGUGUAUGUUAAGAAGGCAGUUAUUUGCUAACCAUCUUGGAUAGGCUGGUGAUCAACGUGCUUUCCAUCCUUUUAGGAUGGACUUUUGGUGGUGAGGAUAUCUUUCAGGGUGUGGGCUCCAUUGUUUGGUUUUAGCAUUAAAUUUUGGGAUUUUAUUGCAAAAACAUACUCUUAUAUGCUACAAUGCAUGCCUCCAUCUUUAAAUGGUUGUAUAAUUUUCGUUCAGGUUUCAUCCUACAUG
Ipomoea nil (Japanese morning glory) is the source of this 1547-nucleotide messenger RNA. Its product is annotated as chromatin remodeling protein SHL. Gene Ontology annotation, molecular function: chromatin binding. The transcript has 4 exons. The record is from RefSeq and is a predicted model, not a curated record. NCBI's taxonomy places the organism in Eukaryota, Viridiplantae, Streptophyta, Magnoliopsida, Solanales, Convolvulaceae. Bases 116 to 640 code for a protein of 174 amino acids.